Molecule: messenger RNA, 2309 nt
Organism: Olea europaea var. sylvestris
Lineage: Eukaryota; Viridiplantae; Streptophyta; Magnoliopsida; Lamiales; Oleaceae
Exons: 11
Coding region: 536-2101 (521 amino acids)
Biological process (GO): arbuscular mycorrhizal association
Cellular component (GO): nucleus
Molecular function (GO): sequence-specific DNA binding
Source: RefSeq, a predicted model, not a curated record
AGUGCAUAUUCAUGACAAGUUCAAAGUUGACAGCUUCUUGCAUUGCCGGGUCUAUUACUCUUUAGGACCUGAUUGAUUGGAGAGUGUUAACUGCAAUUUGAGCUUUAGGCAUUGAUUAUUUCAGUUGUUUAGAAAGUAUAUGUAGGUUUUGUUCUCUCUCUUUAGAGUCAAGAAAAAGGAAUUUUCUUCAAUCCUUUCUUGUGUCGAAGACGAAUUAUCCCUCGAAGAAUCAUUUGUUCCUGGUACUUAUAAGUUCGUUUAGUUCCCCUGUUGAUGAACUUCAGGUGGAUGCUAAGUUGGCUUCUUCAUAGUUUUGUUUGAUGAGCAGGUUUUACAGUGAAUUGUUUGUAAAACUCAGGUUGUACAGGUAUUAGACUUAGCUUCUUUUUAACAAGGCAGGUAAUAAGAUUAGAUUUUCUUAUCGAUCAAACAACAAGAAUUUUGUGGACUAGCUAUCUGUAAAACUGUCACUGGGCAGUAAAGAGUUCGUGAGUUCAUUGUGAAGGAAAUUCAGGGUGAAGAAGGAAAGAAUUUCAUGGAGGGAAGAGGCUACUCAGAAUUUUACAGAAACACAAGUGAAGAGAUGUUCAUAAAAACCAUGAUGGAAAGCUCUAUCGGGAUGCCAGCUCCAACCAUGGAGAUGUUGGGAUUCAAGAAUUUUAGUCAGAACUUCCGCACUGAUAGCGAGGAACUUUUCAAAAGCUGGCUCACAAAUGGAGAGAACAAUGGUUGCCACUCAUCAAGCAUUAUGCAUCGUUCUCGACAAGCACCACGAAGGAUCUCAACUGAACUAGCAGGAUUAACUAAUCAACAUGGAGGCGUAAACCACAAGAAACAAAAUGACGACAUUAUAUUGCCACAAACUAGUUCCAUUGCUGCUGACUCCUCAAAUGAUCUCAAUUCAACGAGGAAUGGAGUUGACAAAGGACUGCAGGCUAGUAAUUUGUUCUUGGCAAAGGCAUGGUUUCACAGUUCUCAACCUAUGACUAGAAGUCGUUCGUCAGAAUUAAGGAGGAGGUAUGUCGCCCUGCAAAACUCACAGACAUCAUUAGGCAUAGAGGCCAUGUGUGACAUAUCUGCAAGUGGUGUCAGCAACUUAAAUCAAGAACAUCCAGAUGCAAACGGAUUCACUAACAUGCCGAUGACUGAGAUUCCUAACCAGAUCAGUACAUUUAUGUCUCCCUCCAAUUCCUCGUCAUCUAAUUUCAACAACCCACAAUUGGGGACUGCUGAUAAGAUUUCUUCUGUCGUGAGCAUGUUAAAGGGUACGCUAGAGCGAAAGAAGCUCGGUAAACAUAUCCAGAGAGAAACUGUUGAGGACAGUUCUUUUGGCUACUAUGGGACUGAGGAAGUCUUUGGCAAUAUUAGUAAUCAGGGGCAAGGAAUUCAUAUUUAUGGAACUCAGGGAGCUUUCCACGAUGUAUCUACAGUUGAAGUAAAAGAUAAUGAUGUUUUACAAGCAAUUGAUGAGUCGUUUGGUAUCAACCUGGAAGGUUUUAUGGCUCCUAUGAACCCUGCGUUAAUGAGCACAAUAUCUCGAGAACCAUCUCAAAGUGAAUCUUCAGCUGCAGCACCUGUAGUUUCAAAUGGUUUCGACCUAUGUGAUGAUCCUUGCAUUACAGCUCAAGCUCCAAGUGUUAGCGAAAGCUCCAUGAAACAACAAUGGACAACUAAAAGGAGCCCGGAGGAUUGUUCGAGAGUUAAAGAUAUCAGAGAACGCAUAUACGAAGACUUCAAAGAUGAUCAAAAGCAGAAAGGAGGUUUAAUUCGAUUUGGAUCAGUAACAUCAGCAGGUUCAGUGGAAAAAGGAGACCCAACCAAAAAACGAAGAGUGGAACGGUCACGGAAGAUGGCCGAAGCAAAAGAAAGAAGUUCAACACCAGUAGUUCCUUCGGAUAUGCAGUCUAUUUUGAAGCGGUGUGAAAAUCUAGAGAAGGAAGUGCGUUCGCUUAAACUCAAUUUGUCUUUCAUGAAUAGAAAGGAUUCAGAACAGACUAAGCAGAUUGAAGAGCUUCAAAAGCAGAACCAAGACUUGAUCGAAGAAAAGGAGCGCCUUCUUGAAGAGAUCGAAAGGAUCCUUGCAGAAAUGGCCAAGCUCUGAUGUCCCGUUAAACAAAGAUCAACAAAUCCUUCGAAAGUAUGCGAUGCCUAUAUAUCAAUUUGUGGUUGUGGGAAACUAGAAAACUAUUCGUGCAUCGAAAUUUAUAAGAUUCUAGUAGAAGCUUUUUUUUUUUAACUGUAUAUUGAGUGCAAUUGACAGUUGUGUCAUCCAAAAUUCAGUCAAAAAGUCUUCAUAAUAUCGUAUCAAC